This is a messenger RNA of Pyricularia oryzae 70-15, 1548 nucleotides long. RefSeq lists its product as uncharacterized. Gene Ontology annotation, molecular function: iron ion binding; heme binding; oxidoreductase activity, acting on paired donors, with incorporation or reduction of molecular oxygen. The record is from RefSeq and is a predicted model, not a curated record. The transcript has a single exon. The coding region runs from base 1 to 1548 and encodes 515 amino acids. Lineage: Eukaryota; Fungi; Ascomycota; Sordariomycetes; Magnaporthales; Pyriculariaceae.
AUGACCAGCAUUUGGAGCCUCUCCUCGGCCCUCGGUCAUAUCCUGGCUAUCAUCCCCGAUGUCACUCACUUAUUGUCAGUCUUACUCGUUGUUAUCCUGCAGAUAUGCCUGAAGGUGUCUUUUGCUCCCGCCCGCAGGCCAGACCUGUCUAAUAUACCGGGUCCGUGGUACACCCGCGUCAGCCAUAUGUGGUUUUUCUACCAACGUUGGCAUGGCCGCCUGGCCCCGGCCUCGCACGCCAUCCUCCUCUCCCACGGCGACGAAACUAACGGCAUCGUUCGCCUCAGCCCCACCGUCGUCCUGCUCAACGAUAUGCCUUCCCUCAAAACCCUGUUUGGCAAGCAAGAUGCCGCCACCGGCACCAAGAUUGUGCGCGCCCUGAACCUGGGCGGUCACAGCUGGAGCAUCAUGGCGCCCGAGUUUGACCUGGCCAGGGGGCGGAGGCAGGCAGUGCAGGCGGCAACGACGGAAACAAACAUGAGGCUGUGGCGGGGAGCGCUCGAGCGUGAAGUGGAGGUCCUGCUGGGUGCCCUGAGAUCCGGCGGGGCUGUUGAUGUGGUCAGGCCGCUACGCAUGCUGACCACCAAGGCCUCGGCGCUGGCCCUCGCCGGGACCGAGAUUUCGGAUGCCACAGCGCACGAGGUGCUCGAGGCUAACGGCCUCUUCAACCGGUGUGUAGCCAACCGUCUGUGCAUGCCCGACGCCAUCCUGUCGAUGCUGGACAUGCUGCCUUGGAGGGAGCACUUGCUAUCCCACACCGGCCUUUUCCGCACCCUCGGGUCGGGAGCAAAGCUCUUCACCUUGGGGGAGAAGCUGAACGACCUCGCCGCUGCAAAAGGCAGCAAUCUGCAAGUGCAGUCGUCCGCGUUGUACCUUCAGCGCAAGCAGAUGCGCAUCGAAGACGGCGUCGAGGACACGGACCUGCUGAGCGCAGACACGGCGGGCGGCCUGCUCGCCGGCUCCGAGACCACGGCCGCGACGCUGGCUUGGAUCCUGUUCGAGCUCAGCCGCCGCCCGGAGCUGGCGGAACGGCUACGGAACGAGCUGACCGCGGCGGACGGAACGACAACGGGAGCAGACCUGCUCGACGCCGUCAUCAAGGAGGAGCUGCGGUACCGCGGGCCCGUGGCGCUGACCAGCAACCGCAUCGUGGGCGCGGGCGGGGCAACGGUUCUCGGCGGCCGGUACUUUCUGCCGGCUGGCACCGUCGUCGUCAUGCACAACCACUCGCUCAGCCGGAGGGAUCCGCGUGGCAGCCAUCACGUGUGGGAUCCCAUGCGGUGGGUGGGCGCAGGUGUUGGAGGCGCUGAUGCUGCUGAUCGCUGCACGGCGCCGUUUGGGUUUGGGAUUCGGAGGUGUCCGGGGAAGACGAUGGCGUGGAUGGUCAUGCGGAAGGUCGUCGCUGCUGUGGUGAAGGGCUUUGUUCUGCAAUGUCCGGCGGAGACUACGGAUGAGACGAUGGAGGCUGUCGAGUUGAACGGUAACAGGCCGCGGAAGGAGGAGUGUCGAUUGAUGUUUUUUCCUCGGGAUAAGAGUCAAGUUGCUUAG